GCGGACAUGGACUUCGACUCGUACCAGCACUAUUUCUAUGACUAUGACUGCGGGGAGGAUUUCUACCGCUCCACGGCGCCCAGCGAGGACAUCUGGAAGAAAUUCGAGCUGGUGCCGUCGCCCCCCACGUCGCCGCCCUGGGGCUCCGGUCCCAGCGCCGGGGACCCAGCCCCUGGAAUUGGUCCCCUGGAGCCGUGGCCCGGAGGGGGCGGCGCGGACGAGACGGAAUCUCGGGGCCACUCGAAAGCUUGGGGUAGGAACUACGCCUCCAUCAUCCGCCGUGACUGCAUGUGGAGCGGCUUCUCGGCCCGGGAACGGCUGGAGAGAGCCGUGAGCGACCGGCUCGCUGCUGGCGCACCCCGGGGGAACCCGCCCAAGGCGCCUGCCGCCCCGGACUGCACUCCCAGCCUAGAAGCCGGCAACCCGGCCCCUGCCGCCCCCUGUCAGCUGGGCGAGCCCAAGACCCAGGCCUGCUCGGGGUCCGAGAGCCCAAGCGACUCGGAGGGUGAAGAAAUCGAUGUUGUGACAGUAGAGAAGAGACAGUCUCUGGGUAUACGGAAGCCGGUCACCAUCACAGUGCGAGCAGACCCUCUGGACCCUUGCAUGAAACACUUCCACAUCUCCAUCCAUCAGCAACAGCACAACUACGCUGCCCGUUUUCCUCCAGAAAGCUGCUCACAAGAAGGGGCUCCAGAGAGGGGUCCCCAAGAAGAGGCUCUGGAGAGAGAUGCUUCAGAGGAAAAGGAAGAUGAUGAGGAUGAAGAGAUAGUGAGUCCCCUGCCUAUAGAAAAUGAGGCUCCCCAGUCCUGCCACUCUAAACCUGUCAGUUCUGAUACUGAGGAUGUGACCAAGAGGAAGAACCACAACUUCCUGGAACGCAAAAGGCGGAAUGACCUCCGUUCACGGUUCUUGGCACUGAGGGACCAGGUACCCACCCUAGCCAGCUGCUCUAAGGCCCCCAAAGUUGUGAUCCUAAGCAAGGCCUUGGAAUACUUGCAAGCCCUGGUGGGGGCCGAGAAGAGGAUGGCUACAGAGAAAAGGCAGCUCCGAUGCCGGCAACAGCAACUGCAGAAAAGAAUUGCGUACCUCAGUGGCUACUAACUGACCAAAAAGCCUGACUGUUCUGUCUUACAAAGACACAAGUUUAUUUUUUAACCUCCCUCUCUCCUUUAGUAAUUUGCACAUUUUGGUUACGGUGGGACAGUCUGGACAGUAGAUCCCAGAAUGCAUUGCAGCCAGUGUACACACAGUAAGGGCUUGCAUUCUUGGAAACCUUGAAACCCAGCUCUCCCUCUUCCCUGACUCAUGGCGCCUUUGGCUUCCCAGCAGGCAGCUGACUGAGGAGCUUGGAGUCGCCUAGCUCACUAGCUCCGAAGAAAAGGCUGACAGAUGCUAUGCAACAGGUGGUGGACGUUGUCAGGGGGCUCCGGCCUGCCUGAAAUCUCACACUUUGCGUGAGCUUUUGGGUAGAAAGGGAUGCUCUGCCUGGGUGUCCCUGGGGGUGAUUCAAGGACAGCUGAGCCUGGAUGCUCUCCCUGAGGCUCCUUUUUCCAGGAGACACAUGAGCUGUUUCGGGUGAAGACAAGCUCACGGACUUGAUCAACAUAGACCCUUACCUCACUGUCAGACACUUUACAAUAGCUGAGGAGUUGGAAACCUUUAAUAUAUAUAUAUAUAGUGAUGUUAGAGGAUACCCCUCCUUCCACGCUCAAUGCUGUGACCUUGAGAAUGUUUAAAGAGCUUGGCCUCUAGAUUCCUUGUCACAGAGCCCUUUGGGCCUCUUUUCUGAGGGAGGGACAUUUCUGUCCUCAUAAGGGACUUUUUUUUUGUUUCAUUCUGCCUUUGUUAUGCAAUAGGCUCUACACCACCCUUUCUCGCAGACACAGGGAAAUGGAUCUUAGCCUGGGGCCUAGGGAAGGCUAGGAGUCCUGGCAGUGAACUUGUUCCCUGCCCAGGUGUUUUCCAAGGGGUACUUGAGGCCAUCUUGGAAUCUUUUCCCAAGGCAGGUAUAAGGCACCUCAGGAGGGAGAAAUAUAUCACUUCCUCUUUCCCACCUGCCUGUCAUCUCAAUCCUUGACUGAUAAGUUUGAAAUUCUACUGGAACCGUGCAAACCUGUCCUCCUGCAACUCAAAGGAGAUUGCUGGCUCUGCAGCCACCCUUCAGCCCCCACCAACCUGCCAUGAAUUAGAUCCCUUUUCCAGAAUCUGGGCCUUACUGAAGUUCUGGGGAGAGCCAUUGGGACUCAUCCAGUGCUCCAGAAGGUGGACUUGCUUCCUGGUGGGUUUUAAAGGAGCCUCUAGAAGCUCUGCUUAGCCAACCAUGAUAAAUUUUGCCCCAGCUGGACUCUGCAGCUCCAAGUGGAAUCCAGGGGCAGCCUCCAAUCCAAGAAAGUCACCCAACCCUGCAGGCAUCAUAUGGUCAACCUAAGCCUGGCCUGGAAGAAGGAUCAGCCCCUCCAGAACUCUGCCUGGACAGCUCUGGGUUUGGAAGUGGGGAAGGGGCAAUGGUAAGCACUAUAUGUGGCUUUGGAAAACCAGCUGCUACUUCCAAAUCUAUUGUCCAUAAUAGUUUCUUUCUAAGGUUGCUUCCUGGCCUCAGAGAAUCCCAGUGGAAGUUUGGAAAUAGCUUUUCUACUUUCUGGAACAUGAUUUUCAGGAGCCAACUGACUUCUGGAACUGUCUUUGGAGGACAGGUGGGAUGUAGUUUACUGAUGCCUCACCUGAAAAGCUGAAAAGCUUGUGUUUUAUAAGCUGCUGUUGGGUAUUAUGCUGGGGGGAGUCUUUUUUUUUUUUUUUUUUAAUACUGUAUUUUUGUAUGCCUUUUGCAGAGUGGUGUUAACUGUUUUUGUAUAAGAAAAAAAACUCUUGGGCAAUUCUCCUGUUGCAAGGAUCUGAUUUAUUUUGAAAGGCAAGUUUACCUGAAAUUUUGUAUUUAGUUGUGAUUAUUGAUUGUCCGAUUUUAAAAUGUUGCCUUCUGGGACAUCUUCUAAUAAAAGAUAUCUCAAACAUGUCAA
Galeopterus variegatus (Sunda flying lemur) is the source of this 3014-nucleotide messenger RNA. It is a transcript of the gene MYCL, whose product is annotated as v-myc avian myelocytomatosis viral oncogene lung carcinoma derived homolog. Gene Ontology annotation, biological process: regulation of transcription by RNA polymerase II. The coding region runs from base 7 to 1101 and encodes 364 amino acids. Gene Ontology annotation, molecular function: protein dimerization activity; RNA polymerase II cis-regulatory region sequence-specific DNA binding; DNA-binding transcription factor activity, RNA polymerase II-specific. The record is from RefSeq and is a predicted model, not a curated record. The transcript is spliced from 2 exons. Lineage: Eukaryota; Metazoa; Chordata; Mammalia; Dermoptera; Cynocephalidae.